UUCAAUCCUCCAGCUGCACUUGAUCAAGCAGUUUGACUAGAAGAGAAUCAAGCAGAGCUCUGACAGCACAGAGACCAUCAUGAGACAGAAACCUCUAGAGAUGGAGUUUAAAGACUCCCAUGUUCCAGUUCUCAGUGUGUCUCACUGCUCCUCUCUUUCCCUCUCUGUCUCCUCAGCAGCAACAUUUGUAGUGAAUGUGACACAGAGCUCCUAUCAGGCAGAGGAGAACCACAACAUCACUCUGGAGUGGACCUUCACCACAAGACCCAACAGAACCUGGAUCAUCUACUGUUGCGUGUUGACUCUUCCCAGAGAAAUAGUCCUCUAUUCAGUCUAUGAAGAUGUUGAAGAGACAGAGUUUACAGAUGAACACUUUAAAGGACGAGUCCAGAUGGACAAAGACGUCCUCAGAGAAGGACGGAUCAGAUUCCAUCUGUCCAGACUGAGGACUGAAGACUCUGGACUGUAUGUGUGUAACAUCAGGACUGACUAUGGGGAAGGUUCUGCAGACUGCAACGUUACAAUCACUGAGACGGUUCCUGAGAGAAACCUCAUCACUCCGACUCUACAGGAUAAAACCAUCAGUAACGGAGGUCGGUCCAGGCUCUUCCUUUUAUUUCCUUUUAUUUUCUUCAUCAUUUCUCCGUGUUUGGUUUUACUCUUCAUUUCUAAAAAUAAGAACUCUAGGAAGAGUCCUUCUAGGUCAACCAUCUACAUUACAGAAUGGAAACCUUGCAUAAGGGCAAACUUGUGUUAAUGUAGCUGAGAUCAGAGCAAAGUCUUCUCUCCUUCAUCUUUCUGAGGUCUCCAACUGUUCAAUAAAUUGCAGGAGACCCUGGAGAUAGAAGGAGUCUUAAUGAUACCUUAGAAGCUGUUGAUGAAACCAGGAGUCUUUUCAAUGUUUAAAGGUUUUUCCUGUUUUCCUGUUUGCAGUCAGUCUCUGCAGGAACCCAACAAACUUCACAUCAAAACACAAUCAGAUGCUGUGGAUUUAUCUCCAGGAAGAGGAAAAUCAGACAUUUCGGAAAUUGUGCAUUGUUUUCUCACAGCAGUGAUUUUUUUUUUCUCCCUCAAUGCAUUUUAUCAAAGUACAGAUAAAAAAAAUGCUAACCCUCGGUUGGGGGGAAUCUUCAAAUUUCAUGUAUAUAUGUUAUUUAUUAUUAUUAUUUUUUUAUUAUUGUUUUUUACUCUGUUGUAAUUAAAGAAAGGCUACAUAUGUAAAGUGUUUCAUAAAUAUUGAUUUUUGUAAUUAUUCAUUAUUAAAUAAUAGUUAUCAUUAUUACCUCCAACUACAUGGCUAAGAACCUCAUCUUUUCCUUUUCUACAACUCUCAACUGCCUGUAGGACACAUU
Molecule: messenger RNA, 1352 nt
Organism: Cyprinodon tularosa
Lineage: Eukaryota; Metazoa; Chordata; Actinopteri; Cyprinodontiformes; Cyprinodontidae
Exons: 5
Coding region: 80-757 (225 amino acids)
Biological process (GO): cellular response to lipopolysaccharide; T cell costimulation; cell surface receptor signaling pathway
Cellular component (GO): external side of plasma membrane
Source: RefSeq, a predicted model, not a curated record